This is a messenger RNA of Rangifer tarandus platyrhynchus (Svalbard reindeer), 888 nucleotides long. Lineage: Eukaryota; Metazoa; Chordata; Mammalia; Artiodactyla; Cervidae. The record is from the annotation of a GenBank genome assembly.
AUGAUAGAGGUACUGACAACAACUGACUCUCAGAAACUGCUACACCAGCUGAAUGCCCUGUUGGAACAGGAGUUGAGAUGUCAGCCAAAGGUCUGCGGCUUGAGACUAAUUGAAUCUGCACAUGAUAAUGGCCUUAGAAUGACUGCAAGACUGAGGGACUUUGAAGUAAAAGAUCUUCUUAGUCUAACUCAGUUCUUUGGCUUUGACACGGAGACAUUUUCUCUAGCUGUGAAUUUACUGGACAGAUUCCUGUCUAAAAUGAAGGUACAGCCCAAGCACCUUGGGUGUGUCGGACUAAGCUGCUUCUAUUUGGCUGUAAAAUCAACAGAAGAGGAAAGGAAUGUCCCAUUGGCUACUGACUUGAUCCGAAUCAGCCAGUACAGGUUCACGGUUUCAGACCUGAUGAGAAUGGAGAAGAUUGUACUGGAGAAGGUGUGUUGGAAAGUCAAAGCUACCACUGCCUUUCAGUUUCUACAGCUCUAUCAUUCACUCCUUCAGGAGGGCGUGCCACAUGAAAGGAGGAGUAGCCUUAAUUUUGAAAGACUAGAAGCCCAACUUAAGGCAUGCUACUGCAGGAUCAUAUUUUCUAAAGCAAAGCCGUCUGUGUUGGCAUUGUCUAUCAUCGCAUUGGAGAUCCAAGCACAGAAGAAUAUAGAGUUAACAGAAGGAGUAGAACGUCUUCAGAAACAUUCCAAGAUCAGUGGCAGAGAUUUGACUUUCUGGCAAGAGCUUGUAUCCAAGUGUUUAGCUGAAUAUUCAUCGAACAAGUGUUCCAAACCAAAUGUUCAGAAGUUGAAAUGGAUUGUUUCUGGGCGUACUGCAAGGCAACUGAGGCAUAGUUACUACAGAAUAACCCACCUUCCAACAAUUCCGGAAAUGGUCCCUUAA